Molecule: messenger RNA, 3537 nt
Organism: Eptesicus fuscus (big brown bat)
Lineage: Eukaryota; Metazoa; Chordata; Mammalia; Chiroptera; Vespertilionidae
Gene: C2CD5
Product: C2 calcium dependent domain containing 5
Exons: 29
Coding region: 171-3518 (1115 amino acids)
Biological process (GO): positive regulation of D-glucose transmembrane transport; positive regulation of protein targeting to membrane; protein localization to plasma membrane
Cellular component (GO): plasma membrane
Molecular function (GO): calcium ion binding; calcium-dependent phospholipid binding
Source: RefSeq, a predicted model, not a curated record
CUGAUAACCAAAACCGCUGCAAAGUGACUAACAGUCAGCGUUGCGGGAACGGGACGGAAGAACCCGCCACGGGCACUCCUCCGGCGGCCUCUCCGGAAUGAGGCCUCCGCUCUCGCGCGGGAUCGCCACCCUCGGCCGGGAGAGCGUCAGGAGAGGCCCAAGACGAGACCAUGCCUGGGAAGCUGAAGGUGAAAAUCGUGGCCGGGCGCCAUUUGCCAGUGAUGGACCGAGCUAGUGACCUGACUGAUGCCUUCGUGGAGGUAAAAUUUGGUAAUACCACCUUUAAAACAGAUGUGUAUCUCAAGUCCCUCAACCCUCAGUGGAACUCAGAAUGGUUUAAAUUUGAGGUGGAUGAUGAAGAUUUACAAGAUGAACCUCUACAGAUCACAGUUCUUGACCAUGAUACUUAUAGUGCAAAUGAUGCCAUUGGUAAAGUGUACAUUGAUAUUGAUCCUUUACUCUACAGUGAAGCCGCAACAGUCAUCUCAGGAUGGUUUCCCAUUUAUGAUACCAUACAUGGUAUUCGUGGGGAAAUCAAUGUAAUUGUCAAAGUAGACCUCUUCAAUGAUUUAAAUCGAUUUAGGCAGUCAUCAUGUGGAGUCAAAUUCUUUUGCACAACAUCUAUUCCAAAGUGCUAUAGAGCUGUAAUAAUUCAUGGAUUUGUAGAAGAACUUGUGGUCAAUGAAGACCCAGAAUAUCAGUGGAUUGAUCGAAUUCGCACACCAAGGGCAUCAAAUGAGGCCAGACAGAGACUCAUUUCUUUAAUGUCAGGUGAACUGCAGAGGAAGAUUGGCUUGAAAGUGCUUGAAAUGAGAGGAAAUGCGGUUGUUGGGUACUUACAGUGUUUUGAUCUGGAAGGCGAAUCUGGUUUAGUGGUACGAGCCAUAGGAACAGCGUGUACACUGGAUAAAUUAAGUAGCCCAGCAGCAUUCCUUCCUGCAUGUAAUUCCCCAUCCAAAGACAUGAAGGAGAUUCCCUUCAAUGAAGAUCCCAACCCCAAUACUCACUCAUCAGGACCCUCCACCCCUCUGAAAAACCAAACUUAUUCCUUUUCACCUUCCAAGUCCUACAGCCGACAGUCCUCUUCUUCUGACACAGAUUUGAGUUUGACACCCAAAACUGCACCUUACCCACAGGGUUCUAGGAUUUUCCUGUAUCCCAGCUCCCCCUCUCUCUCUUGUGGUUCCCUUCAUCUUAAAAAGUCCUGUCUCCUCCUCUCGGAAUCUAGCCUUCCCCCUCAUCAUUCUAGCCUUGUCAGCCCAGUUCUGAGGAAAAGUGUUUCUUUCAGUGACGAGCUGUUCCUGGCUGCUUCUGGAAUGGGAAGUGGUAGUGCUGGAAAAGAAGGGGGGCCAUUUAAAGCUCUUUUAAGACAACAGACGCAGUCAGCAUUGGAACAGAGGGAAUUUCCAUUUUUUACCUUGACGGCAUUUCCUCCUGGAUUUCUUGUGCACGUUGGGGGCGUUGUUAGUGCACGCUCUGUGAAACUUUUGGAUCGUAUCCACAAUCCUGAUGAACCAGAAACUCGAGAUGCGUGGUGGGCAGAAAUCAGACAAGAAAUAAAGUCACAUGCUAAAGCAUUAGGCUGUCAUGCUGUAGUGGGCUACAGUGAAUCGACUAGCAUCUGUGAAGAGGUCUGUAUUUUAUCUGCAUCUGGCACAGCAGCUGUACUGAACCCUAGAUUUCUGCAGGAUGGCACCGUGGAGAGCUGUUUGGAACAGAGGCUAGAAGAAAAUUUGCCUGCAGGCUGUGGAUUUUGCCAUAUACCAUAUGAUGAACUGAAUAUGCCAUUUCCAGCUCAUCUCACAUAUUGCUAUAACUGCAGGAAACAAAAAGUUCCUGAUGUUCUCUUUACAACUAUAGACCUCCCAACAGAUGCAACAGUUAUUGGAAAAGGUUGUCUCAUUCAAGCAAGGUUAUGUCGCUUAAAAAAGAAAGCACAGGCAGAAGCAAAUGCCACAGCUAUCAGUAAUCUGUUGCCAUUUAUGGAAUACGAAGUCCAUACUCAGCUAAUGAAUAAACUAAAACUCAAAGGAAUGAAUGCUUUAUUUGGACUGAGAAUUCAGAUCACAGUGGGUGAAAAUAUGUUGAUGGGCUUAGCGUCGGCCACAGGUGUAUAUUUAGCAGCAUUACCAACGCCUGGUGGAAUUCAGAUUGCUGGGAAGACUCCUAAUGAUGGCUCCUACGAACAGCAUGUAUCUCAUAUGCAAAAGAAGAUAAAUGACACGAUCGCUAAGAAUAAAGAGUUAUAUGAAAUAAAUCCUCCAGAGAUAUCUGAAGAGAUUAUAGGAUCACCUAUCCCAGAACCUCGACAACGCUCAAGACUCUUAAGAUCUCAAUCAGAAAGUUCUGAUGAAGUUACAGAAUUGGACCUUUCACAUGGGAAAAAAGAUGCUUUUGUUUUGGAGAUUGAUGACACAGAUGCUAUGGAAGAUGUACAUUCUCUCCUUACUGAUGUUCCUCCUCCUUCAGGCUUUUAUAGUUGCAAUACAGAAAUUAUGCCUGGCAUAAAUAAUUGGACAUCUGAAAUACAGAUGUUCACAUCAGUAAGAGUAAUCCGAUUAAGCAGCCUUAACCUGACUAAUCAAGCCCUCAAUAAGAACUUUAAUGAUCUCUGUGAAAAUUUGCUCAAGAGCCUGUAUUUUAAACUACGCUCUAUGAUCCCCUGCUGCCUUUGCCAUGUAAAUUUUACAGUAUCUCUUCCUGAAGAUGAGUUAAUUCAGGUUACAGUCACAGCCGUUGCAAUAACUUUUGACAAAAAUCAGGCUUUACAGACGACAAAAACACAGGUUGAAAAGUCAUUGCAAAGAGCCUCUACAGAUAAUGAAGAACUUCUGCAGUUUCCACUGGAACUCUGUUCAGAUUCACUUCCUUCUCAUCCUUUUCCACCAGCUAAAGAACACCUGGAGAGUGCAAGUUCUAACUCAGGUAUACCAGCUGCACAGAGAGCAACGUCAGUUGAUUACAGUUCCUUUGCAGACAGAUGCAGCAGCUGGAUAGAGCUCAUUAAACUGAAAGCUCAGACCAUAAGGCGCGGAUCAAUUAAGACAACUGUGACAGUUGAAAAAGCAAGUCCAAUGAGUGAAGGAAAUUUCCGGAAUCGUUCUGCUCCACCUUGUGCAAAUUCUACAGUUGGGGUUGUUAAGAUGACACCUCUUUCUUUCAUUCCUGGAGCAAAAAUAACGAAAUAUCUUGGGAUAAUUAACAUGUUUUUUAUUCGGGAAACCACUUCUCUACGUGAGGAAGGAGGAGUCAGUGGUUUUCUCCAUGCUUUUGUCGCUGAGGUGUUUGCAAUGGUGAGAGCUCAUGUUGCUGCAUUAGGAGGGAAUGCUGUUGUCUCCUACAUCAUGAAGCAGUGUGUCUUCAUGGAGAACCCAAAUAAGAACCAGGCACAGUGUCUUAUAAAUGUAAGUGGUGAUGCAGUGGUUUUUGUCCGUGAAUCUGAAUUAGAAGUGGUAUCAUCUCAGCCACCUACUGCCAACUGCCAGUCGUCAUGUCCUGGAGGAGAAGUUACAACCUGAAGUAAAUUAGAAAGAAAGA